This is a messenger RNA of Parnassius mnemosyne (clouded apollo), 627 nucleotides long. The record is from the annotation of a GenBank genome assembly. Lineage: Eukaryota; Metazoa; Arthropoda; Insecta; Lepidoptera; Papilionidae.
UUGUGGCAGAUUGCUGAAGAACUGCAGAUUAGCAAAGAACGAGUUGGAGAAAUUUUACAUGAACAUUUGAAUAUGAGAAAAAAUAGCGCGCGCUGGGUACCGAAAAUGCUCACACCGCUCAACAAACAACUUCGACUCGCAAGUUGCAAAGAUGUUUUGGAGCUAGUCGGCGAUAACAAAGAAGACGUUUGGCAACGGAUAGUCACCGUAGAUGAAAAAUGGAUUCGACAAUAUGAUACGGAGUCCAAACAAGAGCCCUUGCAAUGGGUUCGCGAAGCUAUUGUACAGAAACGACGUGGGAAACUGACGCGCGGAGUGCUCUUUCUGCAAGACAACGCGCCCGUUCAUACCGCACAUGUUGCGAGGCAAGCCCUGAAAGACACAGGGUUCUCAGAGAUUGACCACCCUCUGUACAGCCCAGACCUAGCACCUAGUGAUUUUUUCCCGUUUUCCAAUUUGAAAAAGGACUUACGGAGCCGGAGAUUUGCAGAUCACAAUGAAAUGAAAACUGCGGUUGAUCGUCAUUUUGAAGAGAAAGAUACAGAAUAUUUUUUGGGUGGGUUAAAGGUAUUGUAUGCGAGAUGUGAAAAAUGUAUUACACUUGAGGGAGAUUAUAUUGAAAAAUAA